AUUAAUGAUUUGAUACAUUCUCCCUUUCCCUUUUUGAAUUUCUUUUUUUCUUUUUGCUUCUGAAUUAUUAUUAGAAUAUAUAUAUAUAUAUUUGCUUCUACCUUUUAAUAAAUGCAGCAUCCUUCAGAGUUUGGAUCGAAUAUAAGAACUAGAGUUCCACCUGUGGACCGUAAUAGUGCAGUAGAUGUAAAUAGACUCAGCACUUGGUAUGAAGACCUUGAGGAAUACGAAGGUAAUCUCGAAGAAAUGGCUUCUGCCACUUUAGAUCAGUCUUUUCAAGAUGAAUUGCAGCAUGUGGAUCAAUGGUUUGGAUUCUUGAGCGAUGCGGAAAAGACAGCUACGUUAUAUACAUUGCUUCAACAUUCAUCACAAGUACAAAUUCGAUUUUUCAUUCACUUGUUGCAAGAAAUGAGAAAACCAAAGCCCAUCCUUCGAGGUUCCGAUCGAGCUUCAGCAUUGAUGAAUUUAAACAGAAGAGCACCUGUACCAUCACAGCCAGUCAACAAUCGACAUUCAUUUGCUUUAGGAGACACAGAAGAAUUAUCCCGGAUGUUUGGCCAUAUGGGAUCCGAUUGGACAAAUAAAGAGCAACAACGAACGAAUAUUCCUCCCCACGCCACUAGCAAUUUACGACCCAAGUCAGUCAUGGAAUUAGGAGGUGGAACUGGAACUGGAACUGGAGGAGGAGGAGGUGGAGGAGGAGGUGGUGGUGGGGGAGGGGAAUCUUCCUUCUCGAAUUCUUGGUUGAAUCAACGACAGCCCAAAUUAUUCAAUAAUGAUAACGUGAUUGAAAGACCUCGUUCUGCGGAUAUUUCCUCUUGGCAUGUACCAUCCGCAGCUUCUUGGAAACCCUUGGGUUCUGACCUGAAUUGGAAAGAACCCAUCCAACGCUUCAAUAGCAGCAUCGUACCUGAAAACUCGUCAUUAAAACCAGACGACAUCAUUCGUAACAGAAGAGCUUCUGCAGCUCCCGUCCAUAACAACAGCAGUAACAACACUAAUAAUAGAUUUUCACAACAACAAUUUUUAUCUCCACCCCAAACUAAUUCAAGAAGAUCCUCCUCGGCUGAAGUUGUACAUGAUGUCUUGUUGGGUUACGGUAGUGACCAAAGUGAUACUUCCACUCAGUCUCGUUACCGUCCUCCUCCUCCUCCUCUUCUCUCCAGUAGCAGCAGCGCUCAUCCAACCACCAUUAUAGAAAACAAUCGCGAAGACGAUGUAGACAUGGACCUACUACAAGAUGUUACGGCCUGGCUCAGAAGUCUUCGUUUGCAUAAAUACAACAGCAUUUUUGAAAACAUGCGUUGGCAGGAUAUGGUCAAAUUAGACGACGCAGGACUACAAGCUAAAGGUGUAGCUGCUUUAGGUGCUCGACGUAAAAUGCUCAAAGUAUUUGAAAAUGUUCGGGAACAUUGUAAAAAGAAUCACAUUGAAUAUUAAUGACACCA
Mucor mucedo is the source of this 1448-nucleotide messenger RNA. RefSeq lists its product as uncharacterized. The record is from RefSeq and is a predicted model, not a curated record. The transcript has 6 exons. Gene Ontology annotation, molecular function: protein binding; translation repressor activity; mRNA binding. Gene Ontology annotation, cellular component: P-body. Gene Ontology annotation, biological process: nuclear-transcribed mRNA poly(A) tail shortening. Bases 112 to 1440 code for a protein of 442 amino acids. NCBI's taxonomy places the organism in Eukaryota, Fungi, Mucoromycota, Mucoromycetes, Mucorales, Mucoraceae.